AUGGCGCCUGGAUUCGACUCCAACGGCUCCGGCAAGAUGGACAUCAAGACUGACGACGUCGCUCCCCGCAUGUCCACCGAGGACAAUGCCGACCACUUCCUCGAAUCCCUGGGCUACAAGCCCGAGCUAUCGCGCAAUCGAUCGACUGCCCAGGUCGCCUUCAUGUCAUUUGUCCUGGCCUCGAUCCCCUACGGUCUCGCCACGACUCUCAUCUACCCCAUCAUUGGCGGCGGCUCCGUCGUCGUCAUCUGGGGCUGGGUUCUCGUCUCUCUCAUCAUCGUCUGUGUCGCUGCCUCUCUUGGCGAAAUUACCAGCGUUUAUCCCACAGCUGGAGGCGUCUACUACCAAGCCUUUAUGCUUGCCCCCGCCAAUUGGCGCCGCAUCGCCAGUUGGGUCUGCGGUUGGCUCUAUGUCGUCGGAAACAUUACCAUUACACUCGCUGUCAACUUUGGUACCGCUCUCUUCUUCAUUGGCUGUAUCAAUGUCUUUGACAAGGGUCUCGACGCCGACGGCUUACCCAUCCCCAUGAUCGAAGGCACCAGCUGGCAGCAGUUCAUCCUCUUUCUCGCCAUUACCAUACUCUGCAACCUUGUUUCCUCUCUCGGAAACAAGUGGCUGCCCUGGAUUGACACGGCCGCCAUCUUUUGGACCUUUGCCGGUGUCAUUGCAAUUACCAUUACCGUCCUUGUCAUGGCCAAAAAUGGCCGCAACUCGGGCGCCUACGUCUUUGGUCAUUUCGAGACGUCGUCUGGCUGGCCCAAGGGCUGGUCUUUCAUGGUCGGUCUCUUGCACGCCGGCUACGCCACCUCAUCCACCGGCAUGAUUAUCUCUAUGUGCGAAGAAGUCCAGGAGCCCGCUACCCAGGUCCCCAAGGCCAUGGUCGCCACCAUCUUCAUCAACACAUUUGCCGGCCUCCUCUUCCUCAUCCCCCUCAUGUUCGUCAUGCCCGCCGGCGAAAUCGCCGACAUCAUCGCCUCUGGCCAGCCCGUCCCCUUCAUUAUCAAGUCCGCCGUCGGCUCCCCGGGCGGCGCCAUUGGUCUCUUGAUUCCCCUCAUGGUCCUUGCCCUCAUUUGUGGCAUUGGCUGCACCACGGCCGCCUCCCGCUGUGUCUGGGCAUUUGCUCGCGACGGCGCCAUCCCCGGCUCCAGGUGGUGGGUCAAGGUCAACAGGAAUCUCGACGUGCCUCUGAAUGCCAUGAUGCUCAGCAUGGUUGUCCAGGUUGUCCUCGGCCUCAUCAACUUUGGUUCCGCCGUUGCCUUCAACGCCUUUUCUGGUGUCGGUGUCAUUUGCCUGACUGCCUCGUACGGAACACCCAUUGCCAUCAACAUCCUCACCCGCCGCGCCAAGGUGGCUGAUGCCCCGUUCCCUCUCGGCAAGUUUGGCUAUGUCGCCAACUUUGUUGCCGUUGCCUGGUCUCUUCUCGCCCUCCCUCUCUUCUGCAUGCCCACCAACUACCCUGUCACCAAGAUCGAAAACGUCAACUUUGCCUCGGUCGUCUUUGCCGCCGCCAUGUCCAUCUCUGCCCUCUGGUACGUUGUCUGGGGCCACCGCAACUACGCUGGUCCCCCCGUACAGGAGCACCAGCACAUGCAAUAA
Cordyceps militaris CM01 is the source of this 1596-nucleotide messenger RNA. Its product is annotated as amino acid/polyamine transporter I. The transcript is spliced from 5 exons. Bases 1 to 1596 code for a protein of 531 amino acids. The record is from RefSeq and is a predicted model, not a curated record. Gene Ontology annotation, biological process: transmembrane transport. Gene Ontology annotation, cellular component: membrane. Lineage: Eukaryota; Fungi; Ascomycota; Sordariomycetes; Hypocreales; Cordycipitaceae. Gene Ontology annotation, molecular function: transmembrane transporter activity.